AUGGCGGUUGCGGCGGUGAAUAACGAUUUCUUGGGGAGGGUGGGGAAAGGGGUGUUAGGUACUACGGCGAGGGAGUUAGCAGGCUGGGUUUGUAAAGGGGAUCAGAAUGACAGGGGGUUGAGGAGGGAGGUGACGGGUUGUAUACAACGGGCGUUGGAGGCUGGUGGAGAGGAGGGGGUGGUGGGGGAGGGGAGUUUGGAGUUAGUCAAGGUUAUUAUGGCUAAUACGGAGGUGGUGUUGAGGGGGGUGAGGAGGGGGUUAGGGGUGGGGGAUAUUUGGGUUGGUGAUCAUGGGGAGGGGGAGGUCUGGGAGGAUGAUUUUGGGGGGGUUGUUUUGGGAGCUUGA
This is a messenger RNA of Podospora pseudocomata, 345 nucleotides long. RefSeq lists its product as uncharacterized. NCBI's taxonomy places the organism in Eukaryota, Fungi, Ascomycota, Sordariomycetes, Sordariales, Podosporaceae. The transcript has a single exon. Bases 1 to 345 code for a protein of 114 amino acids. The record is from RefSeq and is a predicted model, not a curated record.